AUGGUUAAUGAUAAUACAUACAUAGUAGAUUUUAAUGCAAUGGAGGGUUGGUCACCAUGUGGAGAAGGAACCUAUGGAAAGGUUUAUAAAGCAUUUGAUAAAUCUAUUCAACAAAAUGUAGCAAUCAAAGUAGUUUCAAAUGUAGCCAAAGAAGAUGGAAUACCAGUAGAAGUUAAAUAUUUAGAUUUAUUAAAAGGUUCACCAAAUGUAGUUCAAUUAUAUAAUUUUUUCUAUCGAUCACCUACAGAGUUGUGUAUAGUGAUGGAAUUUGUAGAUGAUGAUCUUUGGAAGAUCAUGUCAACUCCCUCUAAAAUCACACAACUAACUUUUGGUAAAAUCAAAUCAUAUACAAGACAAUUAUUAGAUGCAGUCUUUCAAUGUCAUUCAAAAGGAGUGAUGCAUAGAGAUAUUAAACCUGCAAAUUUAUUAAUUGAUAAUAAAGGGAAAUUAAGAUUAUCAGAUUUUGGACUAUCGACAUCAUAUCAAGAUCAAAGUGAAGGUGUAUUGUCAAACAAUGUGGUUUCACUUUAUUAUAGACCACCAGAAUUACUACUUGGAUCCUUUAAUUAUGGUCCAGAGAUUGAUAUUUGGAGUGUUGGUUGUGUCUUGAUGGAAUUGAUCAAGGGUCAAUAUUUAUUUGCUGGCGACGAUGAAGCCAAACAGUUGGAGCAGAUAUUCUCAAUAUUUGGUACGCCGUCUGAAGUGGAAUGGCCAGGCGUGAGCAUGCUCCCCUGUUGGAGCACAAUGGUGCCUGCAAUGCGAUCACACAGACGACCAAGCACCUUGACAGAACACUUUUACGAGCUCAACCACCAUCUCCCCCUAUUGGUCGACUUGGCGAGCAGAAUGCUCCAAUUGGACCCAAAAAAGAGAAUCACUGCCUACGAUGCUCUCAGACACCCAUUCUUUAGUACCACCGCUGCCACCGAAUUGGACGACUUUAUCGAUACUCUGAUUCCAUCGCAACCAAAUUUUAUUAGUAAUAUCCUUUAUUACAAAAACCAUCAAUUCAACAUGGCUCGUCAUUACAACCAACAAAAACAACAUUUACAACAACAACAAAUUAUUUAUCAGCAACAACAACAACAACAACAACAACAACAGCAACAACAAUUACAACAACAACAACAAAUUGUUAAUCAAUAUCAUAUUAUUGAAACUGCUGCAAGACGUCAACCGCCUCCACCUCAUCAUUAUCAACAACAACACUAUUAUCAACCACAGCUACAACAGCUACAACAGCCCAUUCAACAACAAAUUCAACAACAACCUCAACAACCUCAACAACCAAUCCCUAGUAGAUAUAGUGCAGCAACAUCUGCUGCUCCCCCUCCCCCUUGUUCAACGGGCAAUCAACUAUCGGCCCACUCUACACCAAAUCAUACUUAUUACUAUAACAACAACAACAACAACAAUAGCUCUUCUCAGACAGCAACUCUUAACCAACCCGAUCGACAACAACAAGGGUACAAUAGUAAUAAUAAUAAUGGUUUUAUUUCUUCACAUCAGCCACAACAACAACAACAACCUGUUAAUAAUAAUAAUAAUAAUAAUAAUAAUAAUAAUUUUCAACAAAAAUAUCUUCUUGAUAUUAAUCCAUAUUCAGAUUCCUUAAUUGGAGAGAGGCAUUUUAAUCGUAAACAAAACAACAACAAUGGUACUAUAACCAAUAACGAUCAUAGUUUUUCAAGUUACCACUAUGAACGUACUAUAUUGGUUAGUCAACCAACAAGACAACAACAACAACAACAACAACAACAACAAAAUUUUCAACAACCAAUGUAUUUAAAUCAACAACAACAACAAACUCUUAUUUUUACUCAAUUACAACCACCUACUUUUAUUCCUUUUGUAUAUCAACAACAACAACAACAAGAACAACAAGAACAACCACUACCACAACCACAACGCCAUCCAGAUUAUUUUGAAAACUCUGAUGAAGACGAUGAAGAAGAUGUUAGAGGUUUUGAAGAGGAAGAAGAAGACGAGGAAGAAGAUGAAGAAGAUGACGAAGAGAUUGAUGUCAAUGAUGGAGACACUGCAAUUUGGAUUAGACAAGAUGAUCAUGCUAGUGGUCAUUAUACCAGUCAUGCAGGACCAGUAUAUAAUCAUGAAUCGUCCUCUUAUUGGACAAUUCAACAACCCCAACAGCAACAGCAACAUCAUCAACAACAACAACAACAUGGAUAUCCCCAUGGUGAUGUUCAACAUCAUACUAUUCACCAUCAUCAUCAACAUCAACAACAUCAUCAAGUUUAUGAUCAACAACAACAACAACAACAACAACAACAUUCUCAACCAUCAAAUCAAAACUGUUCAACAACAAGAUUCUAUGGAGUUGGAAACCAUAGUAGUCAAUCGGGAAACAAGAAAGAGAUUAUGUUUCAUUUAAUAACGAUAGAAGAUAAGGUUAGAAUACCACCAAGUGCAUUUGAAAAUGAAUUACAAACAAUAGAAGAUGAAAUUGAAAAGAAAUAUACAAAUAAAAUAUUAAUUAAUGGAGGAUUAUUUAUAGCAUUGUAUGAUAUAUUGGGAACUGGUGAUGCAUAUAUUUAUUCAGGAGAUGGUGGUUCUCAUUUAAUAGUUAGAUGUCGUUUGGUUGUAUUCAAACCAUUUGUAGGAGAGAUAUUGGAAGGUGUCAUUAAAAAAACAACAAAAGAUUAUAUCAUUGUAUCAUUGGGUUUCUAUAAUGAUGUAAUGAUUUCUUCAAUUGAUUUACCAAAUCCAUCAUUCUAUGAUGAAGGUGAACAAUUAUGGUAUUGGGAAUGGGCAGAUACACAAUUAUUUUUUGAAGCAAGAGGAAGAGUUAGAUUCAAGGUUGACAAUGUAGAGUUUAAUCCUGCCAUUUCUCAACCUGCACCCAAAGCAAAAAUAGCACCUACCAACACUGCCGAUAUCGCAUUGAUCAAGGAACAAGAGCGUAUCGACAGGGAAAGAGAUGAAUAUCUAAAAAAUUUAAAGUCACCAAUGAUUGUUAGAGGAUCGAUGCGUGACAGUGGUUUGGGCAUGGUCAGUUGGUGGGCUACAAACCCAGAUCAAGAAGAUGCCUAUGUCGACGAAAAUCAACUCGUCGAAGAAAGAAUGGAUGUCGAUAUGUAUGGCAACGUUGGUGAAAGACCAAGAGAUUAUAAUGAAGAUGAUAAUGAAGGUUUGGUAUCUGAAGGUCGUUCAAAUUAA
Cavenderia fasciculata is the source of this 3177-nucleotide messenger RNA. RefSeq lists its product as uncharacterized. Gene Ontology annotation, biological process: protein phosphorylation; DNA-templated transcription. Bases 1 to 3177 code for a protein of 1058 amino acids. The record is from RefSeq and is a predicted model, not a curated record. Gene Ontology annotation, molecular function: cyclin-dependent protein serine/threonine kinase activity; ATP binding. The transcript is spliced from 7 exons. Gene Ontology annotation, cellular component: nucleus; cytoplasm. NCBI's taxonomy places the organism in Eukaryota, Evosea, Eumycetozoa, Acytosteliales, Cavenderiaceae.